ACCCAAGUCCGGCCCAAAGCCGCAAAGCCUGCCACGACGGCCUCUGCGUCCGGUGAUGACGAUGAUAGCGCAAAACCCACCUUGAACCCCUUCCUUGUCUCAUCGACACCACUGUCUCCCCAGAUGGCCCUAUCAUCUUUACUCCUUCUUUCUCAACCUUUCGCUAUUCCACCCAAACCCCACCGUUUAUUUCCGCUUAAAGCUCGUACCUUUCUCAUACCUGUAAAUGGCGGUGUCUGUCUCCGUCCCCGUCGCUUUACCUCCGUCAUCUUCGCCAAAGCUUCGCCGGUGGUCUUCUCCCCUAGGGAAGCGUUUGACUCUGUCAACAUUGCAGAAGACGUCACCCAGUUGAUCGGAAGUACACCGAUGGUGUACCUCAAUAAGGUUACAGAAGGCUGCGUGGGAAACAUUGCUGCAAAACUUGAGUCUAUGGAACCUUGCCGAAGCGUCAAGGACAGAAUUGGCUAUAGCAUGUUAACCAAUGCUGAAGAAAUUGGAGCAAUUUCUCCUGGCAAGACUACUUUAGUAGAACCAACAACUGGAAAUACAGGACUGGGUAUUGCAUUUGUUGCGGCAACAAAGGGAUACAAACUUAUAGUCACCAUGCCUGCUUCUAUAAAUAUUGAAAGAAGAAUCCUUUUACGUGCAUUUGGAGCAGAGAUUGUUCUGACAGAUCCUGAGAAGGGCCUGAAAGGAGCUGUUGACAAAGCUGAAGAAAUCAUUCUUAGAACACCCGAUGCUUACAUGUUGCAGCAAUUUGAUAACAUGACUAAUGUGAAGAUCCACUUCGAAACUACAGGGCCAGAGAUAUGGGAGGAUACCAUGGGUAAUGUUGAUGUACUGGUUGCUGGGAUUGGGACUGGUGGCACUAUUACAGGAACUGGGAAAUAUCUCAAACAAAUGAACAAAAAAAUAAAGGUUGUUGGUGUUGAACCUGCAGAGAGAAGUGUAAUCUCAGGGGAUAAUCCAGGUUAUCUGCCAAGCAUUUUGGAUGUCAAAUUGCUUGAUGAGGUUAUCAAGGUUACCAAUGUUGAAGCUAUUGAAAUGGCAAGGAGAUUAGCUUUGGAAGAAGGUUUACUGGUUGGGAUUUCUUCAGGAGCUGCUGCAGCUGCUGCCGUAAGUAUAGCAAGACGGCCUGAGAAUGUUGGAAAACUCAUUGUAGUUAUAUUUCCAAGCUUUGGUGAGAGGUACAUAUCCACUGCUCUCUUCAAUUCAAUCUAUGAAGAGGUACAGAGAAUGUAACCAUGAUAAGCUAGAGACCGGCUGCAUGUCAUUGACAAAUGCUUCCUGGAGAUUUGAUGAUUGAUCUCAUGGUCUCAAUAAAGAAGCUGCCUUACGUUCUGUAUAGAGUGCUAGGAGCUGAAACAGGAUGCAAAGAUGACUGAGUUGAUGUACAAUACGUCCUUUAGACCUUUCGUUCUUUUGUUCUGGUAAUGUGCGUGGCCUUUCAUUCUAUUCAUUUUAUUUUGCUUGUUGACCACAAAAUGUAUGAUACGUUGACAUGGAAGCUGUUGGGUCAUUUUGUAGCAUAGUAUAUUGUAUUGGGGGAAUUUCUACUUAGUAACGAAGUUUUGGUGGGAAGCCUUGGAAUUAGGACGCAGUAUGAUUCAAAGUCUAACAUGUCUCAAAAAGCUUAAGCUCACGAGGAAGACUUUUGUUUUUCAAAUUGUCAUGUUUCAGACCCACUUGUGAACUCGCUAAUUAUAAGAAACGCUUGAGGUUUGCUUCAUUAUGUGAUUA
This is a messenger RNA of Prosopis cineraria, 1740 nucleotides long. Its product is annotated as S-sulfo-L-cysteine synthase (O-acetyl-L-serine-dependent), chloroplastic-like. Lineage: Eukaryota; Viridiplantae; Streptophyta; Magnoliopsida; Fabales; Fabaceae. The transcript has 11 exons. The record is from RefSeq and is a predicted model, not a curated record. The coding region runs from base 124 to 1242 and encodes 372 amino acids. Gene Ontology annotation, molecular function: cysteine synthase activity. Gene Ontology annotation, cellular component: cytoplasm.